AAGUGCAAAAAAUGGUGCGAACGGCUUUUAGAUCAAGACAGGUUCAUAAAAUGUGUACAAUCAAGCAACGAAGAGAUACAAAGGAGAAGUGAAACAAGAACAGGAUUCCCAAAUAAGACUGAGGUCAAGAGGUUAGACCGGGCUGAGAGGAGGGUCGGAGGAAUGGCAGCCGAUGAAGACAGCGAAGGCUUUACGAUGGCAUCUGUCAAAAGCACAGAGGGAAUCUCUUUCGCAAAGAGAAUACCAAUUAGGCAAGAUGCGAAGACGAGGACGACGGAAAGAGCGGUGAAGCGAGUCACCGAGAAAAGGGAGACGAGUGCAGAGGAUGAUUUACACUCGGGAAGACAGAAUCGAGACAAAACAGCUUUUGAAAACCCUGAUGCAUCCUUCAGACUUGAAUCAGACCACAAAGAGUACUCUGGUCUGCUCAGUACUGUAGUAGAAAAAGGGGCGGAGAGGAGAGUGUUGUCCUGUCAAACAGAGGAACUCCUCAGCAAAAUAGAAAAAGUGGGAGACGCAAGUGAUUAUACCAAUGAGAGGAAGCAGGGGAGACAAGUUCCUGAUGACAGCUCAGUUGCCAGAGCUCCGAGGAUCCCUCCGAUGGGUAGCCCACCAGGUGCUCUUGAGAUCCAAAUCCCCAGGACCGUGUUUUAUGUUGCAGAAGAGAUGGGGAGAAAUAAGUACUCAAGUCAAUGCAAGGAAGAUAAAGGCUCUGAGGUAGGAUGUGGAGUGGAGAGAAGGGACAGCUGGAGAGUUGGCAAGCCCUUGAGCCGCAUUGAGUCCCUGCGAGAGAAAAUUAGGCAAAGAGAGCAGGAGAGGAGGAGGAGGGCCCACGGCGUGGAUGGAGGUGAAGGCGCAAGAGUCUCUGAUGCACAGACAGCGGGGGACGUAUGUGAGGAGAAGGGAACUGAAAAACCUGCUGCACAUUUGCAGAAGACAAAGGUUGCAGCAGAGAGCGGUGAGGAUGACGCAGAGGCCCAGACAUCCGUGACUGCGUUUGACAUUGCACAGGAAGUCGGUGUGUUGAAAAAAUGCCCCCAACUUCCUGUUUCUGUAAAGCACUCGCACACUGUGGACGGAGAAGAAGUAAGUAGCGAUCUUGCGCAUGUUCCCUCCGAAGAUACCAGUGAAUGUCUUCGAAUAUCUGAGGACGAACCCGACUCUGCGAAGCAUGUGGAGGAACUGAUUUACCACAGAAGCCAGGAAGAGGAGGAAGACAAGGAGGUCUCCGAAAAGAAAGUGGAGAAACACACGUCGUCCUCUGAUCACGCGCAACCUCUGCCCCCUUCGCCACCACAUCCUAACUCCCUGGCAGCCAUGAGUCGGAUCUACAACUUGGAGACGGUUGGAUCGAGGUCAGGCUUUUGUUUGAGAGACAGGAACUUGGACGUGUCAUCAGUGCAUCUUGUUAGGGUGAAGCCCCUCAUCUCAGCACAUGCUCAACACGGGGAUGUUAAGUUGUUCUCGGGUGAAGACAUGGAUGUCCAGGACAGAUCGCUCCAUAAGGAGAAAGAGACGAAAGGACCCCAAAGAAAAGGAUUGAAAAAGGACCAGUUGAAGGAUCAUGCCAAGACUGAGGAGGUAGAUCAGGAAACACUUGACAUGAACGCCAAAGUACGUCCCAGGCGUGUUUUUUCUCCAACAUCUCAGCUCAAGCAACCAAACCCAAUUAAUACCUCACAUCUCAGGAGCCGAUCCCCAGACAGAUCUCUGAAACCCUCAGACUGUGCACCAACUCCGGCUCCCUCUCCAUGUUACCCGUCUCCUGCUGCCUCCCCCACCGCCUCGCCGACUCGCUUUUCCAUCCGCAGUGCCUCUGGCGGUCACGUAAAGAGAGGGGCCACCGUUACAAUCGAGUCGAAAAAGUCCACGGGGGCAGGAAGAACAACUGACUCAAUGACGCCGUCCGUCACCGUGGCGAGCAACAAUGCAAAAACGCCUCAGCAGCAUCAGACAACAUCUUCAACUGAUGCUGAGCCCAUAAAGAAGAAGUAUCCGGCAGUGGAGGAAAUCGAAGUGAUUGGUGGGUAUCAGAACCUGGAAAACUCCUGCCUUGUGAGGAGCAAAGGGAUUCAGAAACGGGGGAAGGUGUGUUUUGAUGAAGACCGGCUGGAGCAGGUAUGCGAAUACCCGUCGGAGACCUCCGUGUGGACGUCCACCACUGUCACCCACGACCCUGUGAUGGCCGAGACAACAAAGGGAGAGGAGACACGGGAGGAGGAAGUGGACGGAGGAGCCAUGGUGUCGAAAGGCUCAAGGAAUUUGAGUACUGCAAUGGGACUUGGUCUACGAGUGGAUGAGUCUCGCCCUCCGGUAGACGGCACUCGCCUCGCCAAAAUUCCUGUGUGACGCAAUCAGGUUUUUUUUUAGCUGUUUUGAAAGGUAAUCACAAUCUCUGUGUUGUGUUUGUCAUAGCAACAGUGUAAGGGGGAGUGUGAAAUGUACACAAUUUAUUGUUAUGUUUAUAUUUAGUUUUAUUAUCAGACUGUAUCACGCGUCAUGAGAGCAGUAAACGAUCACUUGUCUAUGCAAUGUAUUUUCAUGAGAUACCAUAUUUGAUAGGGUAGCGCAGUGGCUUAUUGCUUAGCCAACUUGCUUGAUUUGCUUUGUCACCCGUAACACAAAGCUGAAAAGUGUAUGUUUUGUUCGGAUAGUUUUAGCAUCUGUAAUGUACAAACCCCAAAACCAGUGAAUUUGGCAUGUUGUGUAAAUGGUAAAUAAAAACAGAAUAAAAUGAUUUGCAAAUCCUUUUCAACUUAUAUUCAUUUGAAUAGACUGCAAAGACAAGACAUUUAAUGUUCGAACUGAGAACAUUUUUUUUUUUUUGCAAAUAAUCAUUAACUUAGAAUUUAAUGGCAGCAACACAUUGCAAAAAAGUUGGCACGGGCAUUUUUACCACUGUGUUACAUGGCCUUUCCUUUUAACAACACUCAGGGGGGCGUCCAUGAAAAACACGUUGCUUGGAUGGCAACGAUGGUUGCUCCAAAACCUGUAUGUACCUUUCAGCAUUAAUGGUGCCUUCACAGAUGUGUAAGUUACCCAUGUCUUGGGCACUAAUACACCCCCAUACCAUCACAGAUGCUGGCUUUUGAACUUUGCGCUUAUAACAGUCCGGAUGGUUCUUUUCUUCUUUGGUCCGGAGGACACGACGUCCACAGUUUCCAAAAACAAUUUGAAAUGUGGACUCGUCAGACCACGGAACACUUUUCCACUUUGCAUCAGUCCAUCUUAGAUGAGCUCGGGCCCAGCGAAGCCGGCGCCGUUUCUGGGUGUUGUUGAUAAAUGGCUUUCGCUUUGCAUAGUAGAGUUUUAACUUGCAUUUACAGAUGUAGCGACAAAAUGUAGUUACUGACAGUGGUUUUCUGAAGUGUUCCUGAGCCCAUGUGGUGAUAUCCUUUACAUCCUGAUGUCGGUUUUUGAAGCAGUACCGCCUGAGGGAUCCAAGGUCACGGGAAUUCAAUGUUACGUGCAGUGAUUUCUCCAGAUUCUCUGAACCUUUUGAUGACAUUACGGACUGUAGAUGGUGGAAUCCCAAAAUUCCUUGCAAUAGCUCGUUGAGAAACGUUGUUCUUAAACUGUUCAACAAUUUUCUCACACAUUUGUUCACAAAGUGGUGACCCUCGCUCCAUCCUUGUUUGUGAAUGACUGAGCAUUUCAUGGAAGCUGCUUUUAUACCCAAUCAUGGCACCCACUUGUUCCCAAUUAGCCUGUUCACCUGUGGGAUGUUUCAAAUAAGUGUUUGAUGAGCAUUCCUCAACUUUGUCUGUCUUUUUUGACACGUGCCAGCUUUUUUGAAGCCUGUUGCAGGCAUCAAAUUCCAAAUGAGCUAAUAUUUGCAAAAAAUAACAAAGUUUGUCAGUUUGACCGUUAAAUAUCUUGUCUUUGCAGUGCAUUCAAUUGAAUAUAAGUUGAAAAGGAUUUGCAAAUCAUUGUAUUCGGUUCUUAUCUACGAUUUACACAAGGUGCCAACUUCACUGGUUUUAAAUUUUGUACAAAAUGGACCAAAUUGGCCCCUGCACACCCCUGAUGUAAAUUGUCCAUAGGUGUGAAUGUGAUGGGAAAUGUUUGUCUAUGUGCCCUGUGAUUGGCUGGUGACCAGUCCAUGGUGUACCCAAGCUGGGAUAAGCUCCAGCUCAACCGUAAGGAGGACAAGCGCUAUACUGUGGAAAACAGAUUUUUGACUUCAGUACAUUUUUAUGUCAUCUUUGUGCCUGGGGUAUGAACUUGACUUGUACCGACGAUGUGAAGAUCCCUUCAAGCAGACAUUUUAGGUUUAGGGGGGAAAAUGGUUUCAGUCUGCUAUGUGACCUUUUCUGUUCAUGUAGAAGUAGCAAAAGCUGGACAGGAAAAUGUGUGCUUUAUAAAUAUACAACCGCUGUUAGACUGUAUUUUAAUUGACACAAACAUGGUAAGUUGUAACAAAUAAAGUCUCUAUGAAUUAUGUCUUUAUGAAUUUUUGAAGAAGCUGGCUUCAAAGAGAA
Nerophis lumbriciformis (worm pipefish) is the source of this 4481-nucleotide messenger RNA. RefSeq lists its product as uncharacterized. The record is from RefSeq and is a predicted model, not a curated record. NCBI's taxonomy places the organism in Eukaryota, Metazoa, Chordata, Actinopteri, Syngnathiformes, Syngnathidae. Gene Ontology annotation, molecular function: phosphatase binding.